Messenger RNA from Paramisgurnus dabryanus, 2309 nucleotides. RefSeq names its product proline rich 35 (gene prr35). The record is from RefSeq and is a predicted model, not a curated record. Lineage: Eukaryota; Metazoa; Chordata; Actinopteri; Cypriniformes; Cobitidae.
UUGGACAUCUGAUGGUUACAUAUCUGCGUGAUUUUCUUUCCAACGUAAACAGUUACUCAACAACUAAAAAAAAGUUUUUCUUUAUCCAAACUUGAUUCAAUAACCCAAAAACCCAUUCGGCUGCAAACACAAAAACCCCAAAAGCCAAAGAACCCUGUUCUUCUACAAUCACACUAUCAUUUCCUUACAUCCGUGUGACCAUAAUGUCGAAGGAAGACUGUAAGGUGGGCUGUAAACACAAGGAAAGAAAGCCGAAAAAGCCGCACUACAUCCCUCGACCGUGGGGCAAACCCUACAACUACAAAUGCUUCCAGUGUCCCUUCACCUGCAUGGAAAAAUCCCACCUGUACAACCACAUGAAAUACAGCCUGUGCAAAAACUCCUUAUCUCUGCUCAUCGAAUCAGACUGGCCCUAUAAAAAAGGCAGCCCGCUUCAACCGGACCAUCUCCGACUCCAGCAGGGAAAUCUACGCUCCCGCAGUCCUACCAAGAGUCAAUCCGAGCAACCCGGGAUGCCCGAAGAACCUCCUCAUUCAGAUCUGGAGGUGGGUGAGAACGCAGAGGGAGAGACUGGAGAGAAAGAUGAUGAGGUGAUGGAGCCAAACAGAUCUGCAGUUCUCAGUCCAGAACCGACUGAGACGUGUCCUAAAGGAGGAACCCAACGUUCCAAGCAGGAAGCGGACCUUGUGAUGGCUGACAUGUUCUCGCUCGAAGAGCAACUCUUGCGAGCGCGCUCGGUUGAAGUGGAAUCCAAACUGAGACACUACAGGUUGUCUAAAACAUGCCUCACUGGACCGGCCGCUUUGCUUUCGGAGCAAUGGCGCAUCCUUAGCAACCAGACGUCUAGUACCAAACCCAAAUCAGACACCAUCCCAUCUUCCUUGUCGUGCUACCCUCCGCCAGCGUCAACAGGACAACUAGAAGGUUCUGACGCUCCGGGUUUCAAUCUGUCUUUGCUUGGCGUCGGAUACCCGCUGGCCCCCGGGCUCCUCUCGUAUCUAAACCCUGCAUUGGGCAUCCCUGCGACGCCGGGCACAGCGAACCCAACAGCACACGCUCAGAUCUCUCCGCUACCCUUCCUGGGAUCAAACGCACAGUUCGGUCAUGCGCAAAGACAAUCAGAUCGACCUCUGAUUCCUCCUCAACUUUAUUACCCUUUCCUUUGUGAGCACAGCUUUGCAGCCACACCUGCCUCAGCUGCUGGUAGCGAGACGAGUAAAAUUAUCAAACCUACCACGGUAGGUCUGACCUCACCUGGGUCGUACUCCUCCAAACUCAACCUGUGGAAGGUUCCGGCUUUGCGGCCGGUGUCCAAUCAAACCUCACCUGCGUCCUGGCUUUCUCCAAAAAGUUCCUCACCUAAACCGAGUCACGGCGUAAAGGAGAGGCUCAGAUCGAGAGAGGAGAAGAGCGGCUGGCACCAGGACGCUUCCUUCACCAGAGAGCAAAGUUUAAAGAGGACGACGACAUCCAUGGACUCUCACGGUGCACCGCUGGAGAAGAAACCAGCUUUUGAGUUUCCAAUCGACAUUAAAAGCUCUCAGAAAUCCAGCAGGACACCUGUACACAGCGCCCGCAGUGAAGCCGCCUCCCCACUCCAUGUGUCUGAACAGCUGGAGGUGAGACAGAGAGAAAUGGAGAGAGAGACGGACCCUGCGGCUGCGCUCCUGCAAGAUUUCUCCACCCUGCUGCGUGAGUACCAGAGCACAGAGCAGAGAGCCGCAUCACUUCCGGAACGGAGCCACCUGUGGGCUCACCUGGGAAAGAUCCGCACAGAGCUGUCGCAUAUUCAACAGGCGCUGGAGCGGACAGCUCGAUUCAACGAAGGUCCCCUCGACUUAUCCGUCAAAAAGCAUCCGACGGGAACGACAAACAUGUCAGGAGCUCAUGUAGAAACUAAAGACACGGCCGAGGAAAACUACUCGGACACAGAAGAGGAUGAAGAUGAGGAUGAUGAGGAUGAUGGACAGACAGUAAGAAACAAACAGAAGUGUUCUUUGGACUCUUUGAUGAAGCUUCAUCAGUCACAGAUGCCUGUGGUGAAGACUGAGGUGAUGUCUGACGUAGGACUCGCGAUUCGUUCUGAUAGCGCCAAUGUUCUGUGGCACAGCAGAACCACGAAGUGUGAAGCCGACUCGAGCGUUCUUCUAUGUUCCAAAACCCCAAACAGACCUCCGUCCAUACAACAUCUAGACACACUGUGUCCGACAAGCCCAUUAACAACCACUGAUACGAUGGUGUAGUUGAUAUAAAUAACCGCACAUGUCAGAAAGAGAUAAACUUUCCUAAUUUGCACAAACACAGGGGUG